ACAGGAAGAAAGCUGCGGCUCGUGUGGAGCUGUGCUGCAUGUUAAGUACCGUUAUAGCUCCGUGCGUUUCAAGCCGGUCUGAUUCCUUUUUAUCGUUUUAUUUUCGACAUGGACGACGACUUUUUAAGCCUGAAGCAACAACUCUUGGAGAAAGACAGGGAAAUUGCUGCUUUAAAGAAGAAACUCGUUCAACAGCAGGCUAACUCUUUAGUAGCAGACUUAGAAGACCGCGUAUCUGUUCUGGCCCCUCUGAAGAAAAACACAUCGUUAACCAAUGAAGACAUUAUGAGAUACAGUAGGCAGCUUCUCUUGCCAGAGCUCGGUGUUAAAGGUCAGAUGAGUCUCUCAAAUACAUCUGUUCUGGUUGUGGGAUGUGGAGGUUUAGGCUGUCCGCUUGCACAGUACCUCGCUGCUGCAGGAAUAGGGCGUUUGGGGCUACUGGACUAUGAUGAGGUGGAGCUGAGUAAUCUGCACAGGCAGGUGCUGCAUACAGAACACACUCAAGGUCUGCCCAAAGCCCAGUCAGCAGCACAGGCUCUUAACAGGUUGAAUUCUAUAGUGCAGUGUGUUCCAUAUCAUCUCCAGCUAUCAUCUGAGAAUGCCUUACAACUCAUUCAACAGUAUGACAUUGUGGCUGACUGUUCAGAUAACGUCCCCACACGCUACCUUGUCAAUGAUGCCUGUGUUCUGAGUGGCAAGCCUUUAGUGUCUGCCAGCGCACUGCGAAUGGAGGGACAGCUCACUGUGUACAACUACAGAGGAGGGCCGUGUUACAGGUGUUUGUAUCCUGUCCCCCCACCACCUGAGACGGUUACUAAUUGCUCUGAUGGUGGAGUCUUAGGAGUGGUGCCUGGAAUCAUGGGCUGUCUUCAAGCUUUAGAGGUUCUGAAGAUUGCCUCUGGCCAAGGAUCGUCUUUUGGGCAGCAACUGCUGAUGUUUGAUGGUCAGGAGGGCCGGUUCCGUUCCAUAAAGCUUAGGCCCAAACAGGCAGGCUGUGCUGUGUGUGGAGAGACGCCCACGGUCACAGAACUGCAGGACUACGAGAAAUUCUGUGGCUCUGCUGCGACAGAUAAGUGUCGAAGACUGAAUCUUCUAACCUCAGAACAGAGGAUCUCAGUGCAGGAGUAUAAAUCCAUUGUAGACAAAGUUACUCCUCAUCUCCUCCUUGACGUUCGCCCCAAAGUGGAGGUGGACAUUUGCUGUUUGCCGACUUCAAUCAAUAUUCCUCUUGCCAGUUUAGAGGAGCGAAAGACAGAUCAUGUUAAUCUGCUGAAGGAGAAGAUCAGUGAGCUGAAAGAGCAGAGCGUGGAAUCACAAGUAGCAGUGUUUGUGGUGUGUAAACUGGGGAAUGAUUCUCAGAAGGCUGUGCAGAUCCUGGAGAAGUUGUCUGGAUCAGAACUAGAGCAAAUUAUUGUGAAAGACAUCAGUGGAGGCCUUAUGGCGUGGGCCAAGAAGAUCGAUCCUUCCUUCCCACAGUAUUAACUGUCAUUUAUUGCCUAUAACUGUAUUUGGCUAAAUUAAAACAAAUACGCCCAUAAUAUA
This is a messenger RNA of Colossoma macropomum (tambaqui), 1542 nucleotides long. It is a transcript of the gene mocs3, whose product is annotated as molybdenum cofactor synthesis 3. The transcript has 13 exons. Gene Ontology annotation, biological process: protein urmylation; tRNA wobble position uridine thiolation. Gene Ontology annotation, molecular function: thiosulfate-cyanide sulfurtransferase activity; URM1 activating enzyme activity; adenylyltransferase activity. Gene Ontology annotation, cellular component: cytosol; cytoplasm. The coding region runs from base 109 to 1482 and encodes 457 amino acids. NCBI's taxonomy places the organism in Eukaryota, Metazoa, Chordata, Actinopteri, Characiformes, Serrasalmidae. The record is from RefSeq and is a predicted model, not a curated record.